This is a messenger RNA of Aspergillus mulundensis, 1194 nucleotides long. RefSeq names its product alpha/beta hydrolase. The transcript has 2 exons. Gene Ontology annotation, molecular function: hydrolase activity. Bases 1 to 1194 code for a protein of 397 amino acids. NCBI's taxonomy places the organism in Eukaryota, Fungi, Ascomycota, Eurotiomycetes, Eurotiales, Aspergillaceae. The record is from RefSeq and is a predicted model, not a curated record.
AUGUCUCCCUCAACCCGACCCCCCCUCAACCCCGAGCUCAUCGCCGUCCACAACACAAUCCCAUUCCUCGACAUCGACACCCCCGAAAAACUCUCCGCCUACCGCACCGCCAUAGCCCCCAUGUUCACCCUCGAGAACGCCCUCCAAGGCAAAAGCUCCACAAUCUCAACCUCCGAAUUCCCAAUCCCCACCCCAGCAGGCCCCAUGACCGCCACAGUCUUCCGCCCCAGGACCCCAACCCGCCCCGUCUCCGAAACCCCGGGCAUCCUGCACAUCCACGGCGGCGGCCUCGCAACAGGAAACCGCUUCCUCGGCUUCACGAUGCUCAACUGGGUCGAGGAGCUGGGUGCCGUGAUUCUGACCGCCGAGUAUCGGCUCGCCCCCGAGCACCCGGCCCCCGCGGCGCUGGAGGACAGCUACGCGGCCUUGCGGUAUAUGGCCGCCCAUGCGGCGGAGCUGGGCUUCAACCCGGAGAAGCUUGUUGUGGCGGGCGGAUCAGCGGGCGGGAAUCUGGCUGCGGGCGUGGCGCUCCUCGCGCGGGACCGUGGUCUCAGCCCCGGGCUCGCGGGCCAGGUGCUCAUGUACCCGUGGGUCGACGAUGGCAUGGCCUCGCGCUCGAUCGAGCAGUAUGGGGACAUUGCGCCCGUGGCGAAGGAGAACCUGGCCACUGUGAACGACUAUGCGUUUGGGAAGGACCGCGAGUUUGCGGAUAUGUAUACGGCGCCUAUGCGCGCGGAGAGUCUGGGGGGGUUGCCGCCGACGCUGAUUGAUGUUGGCGAGGCGGAUGUGUUUCGGGACCAGGAUGUGGAGUAUGCGAGGAGGUUGUGGGGGGAUGGGGUUGCGACGGAGCUGCAUGUUUGGCCGGGGGCGUAUCAUGGCUUUGAUGUUUUUGUGCCGGAGGCGGGGAUCAGUUGCGGAGGUGCUGAGGGCGGUGGUGGUUGUGGUGAUGUGGAAGUAGGUUGUGUAGCUGGGGAGGAUGUUGAGGUUGUUCCUGUGGUGGUCAGCAAGGGUACCCUGCAUGGUGUGGGCAGGGUCAGCUACAUCGUCGAAGGGUCAAAGCCAACGGUCUGGCUGGGUCAGUGUCUGGCAGGGGAUUAUACGGUCAUUGUCAGCGAUAGCAGCGCUCUGACAGAGGGAAAGGCCCUGGAGGGCUGUUUCAGUGUUGGCGAGACAUACCGGUGGCCCAACUUGUAG